This is a messenger RNA of Trichomonas vaginalis G3, 492 nucleotides long. Its product is annotated as spectrin binding. Bases 1 to 492 code for a protein of 163 amino acids. Lineage: Eukaryota; Parabasalia; Trichomonadida; Trichomonadidae. The record is from RefSeq and is a predicted model, not a curated record. The transcript has a single exon.
AUGCUGAGAAAAAAAGAUCGUCCAAAGCAUUAUGAUGCAUUGAUAGAUACAUUUAGGUAUUAUAUAGAUUUAUUUAAUGGAUUAUAUCGGCUAAAAACAAAAGAUGAAGGGGAAUUGAAUUCGAUUUACAAUAAAAUAAAAACCCUCUUGAUCGAUUCAAAGAUAUAUCGUCCAGAAAAAAUGAUAAUAGAAAUAGGAAUGAUGGCUGAGUAUAAUAACCGCUACAUGAAGUCAUAUCUCUUUUUAACCAAACUAAUUUAUGAUGAUUAUCAUCCAGAAGAUGUAAACGUUUCAGAUAUUUUUGCCUACUUAUUUUAUAAAGAGUAUGCCAUCAUCCUUAAAAACAUUGCUGAAACUAACUUCGAAUAUUUUGAAUCACAGCAUUAUACACCUGAUGUUCAUGAUGAAUACUCAAUUUAUGGAGCAAUUAUGAAUGAUAACCUAGUUAGAUUUAUUCCAUAUACAGAAUGUGAAGAUUUUAAUGAAUAUUAA